GAAGAUCAUGAGUGCUUUUACAAUCGGUGUUAUUACAACAUUUUUACUCAUAAUAAAUCUUGCCGAACACGGACCAGAGUUCUUCAGAAAUACUUUUUAUUGUCAAAAUUAUGAAGAAAAUUAUUAUAGCGAUGUGGAAGAUGAACUUGAUUAUUACACUGAAUAUGAUCAAUACGGCGAUUACGAUCAAUAUGAAUGA
This is a messenger RNA of Racocetra persica, 199 nucleotides long. The record is from the annotation of a GenBank genome assembly. NCBI's taxonomy places the organism in Eukaryota, Fungi, Glomeromycota, Glomeromycetes, Diversisporales, Gigasporaceae.